Messenger RNA from Mya arenaria, 1273 nucleotides. RefSeq lists its product as uncharacterized. The coding region runs from base 113 to 457 and encodes 114 amino acids. The record is from RefSeq and is a predicted model, not a curated record. The transcript is spliced from 5 exons. Lineage: Eukaryota; Metazoa; Mollusca; Bivalvia; Myida; Myidae.
UGAAAGAACCACGGCGUCGUAGCGACUAGGACAUUAUAAAAACGAGCGGACAGGUGGAAAACACGUCUGUUCUUAAACACUUGUGAAACUUGUACUCUUUAAAGUCUCCAAAAUGGACCGCCUCUUCGUGCCUCUGAUGUUUGUGUUUGUUGCUUGGAUGACAUCAAGCGUAGAUGCAGAUAUCGGAAGCAACUGCUCUGCAACGACGGAAUGCGAUCCUGUCAACAAUACUGCGACCGUUUGUGACACAACAGCUAACACUUUCGUCUGCAAAGUCGGUGCUGGCAGCGUCUGCAACGGAACUCAAUGCGUGGAGAAUGCUGUAUGUAGUACAGUUUGCACGUGUAACACCGACUACAGAGCCAACUCGGAAAAACUCUGCCUUAAAGAUGCUGCAUCUGGUAUUGCAGUUUCGUUGAUCAUCCUCUUGACCGGCUGUCUGAUAACCUACAUAUAAAGGUUAAAGAAAGGUCACACACCACUCAAUGGAAAGCACAAAGAACUAUGGAAUGGUUUUAAUCCUGUUCAAACCAAAAAAAAUAAAAAUAAACACGUAUAAAAUGAACAUAUGCAAUUUGAGAGACUUAUAAAUUGGUUCUUAAGUCAAAUGGUAAAUUUAACCUAAUAAUCUAUAAAACGUAAAUAACACCGACUACAAAGUUUAUAAAGACCAUUUCAGCUAGGUUUUGGCAGCAGUGACUUUAAAAAUAAAAUGCAAUGACUUGUAAUUCACUCUAAACUUGCGAAAUCAAUUACGGAAAUAUGAUCUACGAACAAAAAAUCUCUCUUCUGUAAUAACAGCUUCUGUAAAUAUAAAUUGUGUGUUUUGUGUUGUUAUCGACAUGGAUCGAGCCUUAUUGUUAGACAUUGGUAUUUAAGACUGAAGUUUUGAUCAGCAGUAAUGCUAACAUUUAAAUUAAAUUAAUGCAUAUUUCAAAGGAAGUUUAAAUUAUUUAUUUAUCUAAACUAUAAUAUAUUUUUAUUGAAGUCCUCUUCAGCAUUCAAAUACGAGUACAAAAAUACUGUUGACGACAAUUUGGUUCUUGAGCCUGUUUCUCUUUCUUAUACGGUUUUAAUUUAUCAGUCCUAAGUUGAGAAAAUAUCAAUUUUUGGAAACGGAAAACACACUGUACAUUCGUAGAGACUAAUAUUCCAUAGGUUUUGAUAAAGUUUUUCUUAAGACUGAUACAUCAAAAUUGUUGAUGAGGUCUUCCAAUAAAAUAACAUGUAUAUUGUAUUUAUUGGGUGGACUGAAUAAACUAUUUAAUAUAUC